Messenger RNA from Rhineura floridana, 3261 nucleotides. RefSeq names its product ADAM metallopeptidase with thrombospondin type 1 motif 19 (gene ADAMTS19). Bases 161 to 3184 code for a protein of 1007 amino acids. NCBI's taxonomy places the organism in Eukaryota, Metazoa, Chordata, Lepidosauria, Squamata, Rhineuridae. The transcript has 23 exons. Gene Ontology annotation, biological process: extracellular matrix organization; proteolysis. Gene Ontology annotation, molecular function: metalloendopeptidase activity. The record is from RefSeq and is a predicted model, not a curated record. Gene Ontology annotation, cellular component: extracellular matrix.
UACUACUUUUCAGCUGUCACCUCCCUCACCUCUGUCAUCUUCUCCAGAGGAUGGGGAUGAGGUGCUGCUCAGAAUACCAGCUUUUGCUCAGGAGCUCUAUCUGCUGCUCAAGAGGGACAGCCGCUUCCUGGCACCAGGCUUUGCAGUGGAAGAACGACUAAUGAGUGAGAGGGGGAGUCUCCCAAAUGCUGCUCAGUCCCAGACAGAGAGAUCAUGUUACUACAGCGGGUCUGUGCUACAUUACCCUGGCUCCAUUGCUUCCUUCAGCACUUGUGGUGGAGGUCUGAUGGGGUUUUUGAAGAUGAAUGAUGACUUCAUAUUUAUUGAACCACUAAAUCAUACUUUGGCUGUGACAGGUCAUGCACAUCGAGUAUACAGACGUAAAAGGUCCACACAUGAGAGACCCACUGAAAGGCCUAUUUCUCAUAGUCAGUACUGUGGUGUUCUUACUGAGAAAAGAAGAAGAUCCAAGGGUCAAAAAGGAACAGAAAGUGGACGAGGAAAAAGAUAUUCCUAUAAAUUACCUCAAGAAUAUAAUGUGGAAACUGUAGUUGUUGCAGAUCCAGCUAUGAUUUCAUACCAUGGAGCAGAUGCAGCUAGAAGAUUUAUUCUAACAAUUCUAAAUAUGGUGUUUAAUCUUUUUCAACACAAGAGCCUUGGAAUUCAAGUGAACCUUCGAGUGACGAAGCUUGUUUUGCUUCAUGAGACUCCAGCAGACAUGUAUAUUGGACAUCAUGGUGAAAAAAUGUUGGAGAGCUUCUGCAAAUGGCAACAUGAAGAAUUUGGUAAGAAAAAUGACAUCCAUUUAGAGAUGUCGACAAGCUGGGGUGAAGAUGUGUCACCAGUAGAUGCAGCCAUAUUAAUCACUAGGAAGGAUUUCUGUGUACAUAAAGAUGAACCAUGUGAUACUGUUGGUAUAGCAUAUUUGAAUGGGAUGUGCAGUGAAAAACGUAAAUGUAUUAUUGCGGAGGACAACGGCCUGAAUCUUGCAUUUACUAUUGCCCAUGAGAUGGGUCACAACAUGGGAAUAAAUCAUGACAAUGACCAACCAUCUUGUGCAGAUGGUCUCCAUAUCAUGUCUGGAGAAUGGAUCAAAGGGCAGAAUCUUGGCGAUGUUUCAUGGUCCCGGUGCAGCAGAGAAGAUCUAGAAAGAUUUCUCAGGUCAAAGGCCAGUAACUGUUUGCUACAGACAAAUCCCCAGAGCCUUAACUCUGUGAUUAUUCCUUCAAAACUGCCAGGGAUGACAUACACAGCAGAUGAACAGUGUCAGAUUCUCUUCGGACCAACAGCAUCUUUCUGCCAAGAAAUGCAGCAUGUUAUUUGCACUGGGUUAUGGUGUAAGGUGGAAGGAGAGAAGGAAUGUAAAACUAAGCUGGACCCACCAAUGGAUGGAACUGAUUGUGACACUAGGAAGUGGUGCAAGGCUGGAGAAUGUACCAGUAAGACAUCUUUCGCUGGGCGCAUGGAGGGAGAAUGGAGUACAUGGAGCACUUGUAGCAGAACUUGUAACACUGGAAUCAGCAGCCGACAGCGUAGAUGCUCUGGACUAGUUCAUGAAGGAGGGGCCUGCCACGGUUCCAGAAUACAGUAUAAAAUAUGUGAGAAUCCCUCUUGUCCUUCUGGAGUACCAGCAUUCAGGGACUGGCAAUGUCAGGUCUUCAGUGUGAGGCCAUCCUAUCAGAAACAUGUACACCAGUGGCAGGCUGUUAUAGAUGAAGAAAAACCUUGUGCAUUAUUUUGCUCUCCAAAUGGAAAAGAUCAGCCUAUACUAGUAAUGGAGAAAGUGAUGGAUGGAACUUCAUGUGGCCAUCAGGAACUGGAUAUAUGUGCAAAUGGCAGAUGUCAGAAGUUUGGAUGUGAUGGCAUAUUGGGAUCUUUGGCAUGGGAAGAUCACUGUGGUGUCUGCAAUGGAGAUGGGAAAUCAUGUAGAGUUGUUAAAGGAGAUUUUAAUCAUACUUGGGGAGCAGGUUAUGUGGAGGCUUUGGUGAUACCUGCAGGAGCAAGAAGAAUCAAAGUUGUGGAAGAAAAACCAGCUCACAGCUACUUAGCUCUCCGAGAUGCCAGCAAACAGUCUAUUAAUAGUGAUUGGAAGAUAGAACAUUCUGGAACAUUCAACAUUGCUGGCACCACUGUCCAUUAUGUUAGGAGAGGUCUAUGGGAGAAAAUAUCUGCCAAAGGUCCAACCACAUCACCUUUACAUUUAUUGGUCCUCCUUUUUCAAGAUCAGAAUUAUGGGCUACACUAUGAAUACACCAUUCCCUUGGAUCCCCUCCCUGAGAAUCAGAGCUCCAAAGUGUCUGAGCCACUUUUUAUGUGGACACACUCAGGUUGGGAGGACUGUGAUGCUGUAUGUGGAGGAGGAGAAAGAAAGACAAUGGUAUCCUGUACAAAGAUUAUGAAUAAGAAUAUCAGUUUUGUGGACAACAAAAAAUGCAAAUACUUAACAAAACCUGAGCCACAAGUCCGAAAGUGCAAUGAGCAGCCAUGCCAGACAAGAUGGAUGAUGACAGAAUGGACUCCUUGUUCAAGAACAUGCGGGAAGGGGACACAGAACAGACAAGUCGCCUGUACCCAGCAACUCAGAAAUGGGACCUUGAUCAGAGCCCGCGAGAGAGACUGUCUUGGCCCCAAACCCACUUCAGCACAGCGCUGUGAAGGCCAAGACUGCAUGACAGUGUGGGAGGCUGGAGUGUGGUCUGAGUGCUCUGUAAAGUGUGGCAAGGGAGUACGACAUCGGACUGUAAGGUGCACCAAUCCACGGAAGAAAUGUGUUUUGUCUACAAGACCUAGAGAAGCAGAAGAUUGUGAAGACUAUUCCAAAUGCUACAUCUGGAGAAUGGGAGACUGGUCUAAGUGUUCCAUUACCUGUGGCAAAGGAAUGCAGUCACGAGUCAUCCAGUGCAUGCACAAGAUCACAGGAAGACAUGGCAAUGAGUGUUUUUCCUCUGAAAAGCCUGCAGCAUAUAGACCCUGCCACCUGCAACCCUGCAAUGAAAAAAUUAAUGUGAACACAAUUACUUCUCCGAGGUUAGCUGCCUUAACAUUCAAGUGUCUGGGAGACCAGUGGCCUGUAUACUGCAGAGUGAUACGAGAGAAGAACCUUUGUCAGGACAUGAGGUGGUAUCAGCGUUGCUGUGAGACAUGCAGGGACUUUUAUGCACAGAAAAUGCAGCAAAAGAGUUGACCUCUGGCAGGCAGAAUGGCUAGCUCUCAGCUCCUCACAGUCAUGUUAUUUAUAAACACACACAAGCACGCUUCUUC